Saprolegnia parasitica CBS 223.65 is the source of this 1542-nucleotide messenger RNA. RefSeq lists its product as hypothetical. The coding region runs from base 1 to 1542 and encodes 513 amino acids. Gene Ontology annotation, molecular function: protein binding. NCBI's taxonomy places the organism in Eukaryota, Oomycota, Saprolegniomycetes, Saprolegniales, Saprolegniaceae. The transcript is spliced from 2 exons. The record is from RefSeq and is a predicted model, not a curated record.
AUGUUUGCCGCUGUGUUGCGGUCGCCCGAGCUUCUGGCGAUCAUCGUCAGCUUCCAAGCCGGCGUCUCGUGGGACCUGCGCCCGCUCUCUCGCUACUACAAGACGACGCAUGCGACUGCGCCGAUGGUCCGGCGCGCGUCGUCGCAGCGGACCACUCGGCACAUGGUCAAGGCGAUCGAGAACUUUGCGCGCUGCUUUGCGCCAUGGCUCGCGGCCCACGGCGCGUCGAGCUGUCGCCGCCUCUUUGCCUCGCUCCCGAGCCUCGCGCCGCUCUGCUAUGCCCACGCCAUCUACUUUGGCCAUAUCCCGCUGCUGCAGUACAUGCACGCGCACCAUCGCCUCGCCGCGGCGAACGGCCAAACCACAGUCCUCGUCUACUUGCAGGCUCAGCGCUACGCCGGCUUUGGCGCCAAGACCUUCGAGUGCGCUGCGACGCACGGCGACGUCGGACUGGUCGCCUACCUCUUGGCCGCCCACCGCGCGAUCGCGCCGCCGCCAUCGGCACUACUGGCGACAGCGGCGAGCGCGGGACACCUUGAUCUCGUCGAGUACCUCUGCCUCAACCAUGCACUGGACCAGCCGCGGCUGCCCGACGCGAUGGACAAUGCAGCGGUCCAGGGCCAUCUAUCGGUGCUGCAGCUGCUACACGCGAAUCACUACACGUGCUCGAGUGACGCGAUCGACGGCGCGGCCGCCAACAACCAUCUCGACGUACUGCGCUUCCUGCACACACACUGCGCCGCGCGCGGCAGCGUCCUCGCCCUCGCGGCGGCGGCCAAGCAUGGCCAUGGCGACGUCGUGCGCUACCUCGUCGAGACAGCGGGCGCGCCGUGGGACGCCGACCUCCUCGACACGGCCGUCGUGAGCGGCCACAUCGACGUCGUCACGUACUUGUUCCCGCGCCGCCACGAAAUGCAGCUCGUCGUGUCGACCGAUGCCUUUGACGACGCGUGCGGGAAGGGCCACGUCGACGUCGUCACGUACUUGCACUGGCACGUUUCGCCGCGGGAGACGUCGGUCUCGGCGCGCGCCAUGGACACGGCUGCCGCCAACGGGCACUUGGGCGUCGUCGCCUUUCUCGAUACGCACCGCAACGAAGGCUGCAGUCACUUGGCGCUCGACCAAGCGGCGACCGGCGGCUUUCUCGACGUUGUCAAGUACCUCCACACCCACCGCACCGAAGGGUGCACGACUGAGGCCAUGGACAUGGCAGCUACGAACGGCCAUUUGGACAUUGUUGAGUAUCUGCAUGCCAACCGGAGCGAGGGCUGCAGCACGUGGGCGAUGGACUUUGCGGCCAAGCACGGCCACGUGGCGGUCGUCGCCUUUCUCCAUCACGCGCGGCGCGAAGGCUGCACCGAGGACGCGCUCAACAUGGCCGCGCAGCACGGCCAUUUGCCUGUCGUGCAAUUCCUCUGCGUCCACCGACGACGCGAUGGCAACUUGCGGACGGCGCUCGCCAACGCGCGGGGGAACCACCACGACGACGUUGCGCAGUACCUCGGCGCUCUGCUUGCAAAAGAGUCGCCAUCGAUUGAAUAG